UGUGCGCCUGCGCCCGCGAGCCGGGAAGGAAGGCCGCGCUCUGGGCGCUGGUGAGCGCGGGCGCGCAGGUGGGCGGGGGCCCCCGGUGCCGCCUGGAGUGGCCUGCGGGGAAGGCGGGAAACCUGCGGCUGCGAGGGUCGUGAACAGGGUUAGCCCUCCGCCCCUUCCUCGUCAAAGGAGUACCCCUGGGGACGUCGGGGGUCGCCAGCGGUGGAGGUUUGGGCACCAAGACAGCGGUUUCAGGAGCCAAGCCCUGCCUGGGAAGAAGCAACGCAUUGCUCCCAGUGCCAGGCCUGAGCGCUGGGGUAAAUAUGUAACUGAAACGAGAGCUUCUGGCCAUGUGCAGAGUGCUUUCCCCUCUUUCCUGUUGAUUAAUAGUCAGGGAGCAACUUACGUCCGCAGUCCGUUUGGCUUAUACGAUAACACGAUGUUUUGAUCAAGGAAGAUAUGCUUUUGGUUACAAGCGAGCUUUUCAUUAUUAUUAUUUAUUUCUCACAUACAUAUUCUCUUCUUGCCCCGCCUCCCAGCACUUUGCUUAACAUCCAGCCCGAUGAAGAAUUCUGGUGAACUUGAAAGCUUGCUCACUAUUUUGUGACAUUUUGGUUGGUCAUAACAAAAGGACUUAGGAAUUUUUCGAAAUAAAAGUGGCAGUUUGGCCAUGCAUGCUAAUGUAACCUACCUCUUCCUCUGCUUAGCUGAUUUCUCUUUGAGAGAGGCUUAUUUGUUUGGCAUGUAGACAAAUGGCAAAUAGUGCCCCAGGAAAGAACUUCAUCGGCCCUGCUGUGCAGUAACUGAAGGUACUAUGUCCUUGCUCUGCCGUGCCAGAGUUUUGUUUCUGAAAUAAAAAUUGCCACAUACUAUGCUGCUUUACACGCUUAAAAGCCCCAGAUCCAGACAUAAGAUGCUAGCCACAGCCAUUCCGGGUCCUUGCGCAUGCACUCAUGGUGGAAAUACUGCUCCAUGGGGCUUGGCUGCUGAGCAGUAUUCAGCUAACUUGCAAGAAUGUUAAUAACUCUUUUUUCUAAGCCGAACUUCCACGGUGCAGAUAUCUCCCUUCUGUUUGGUUGACAGCUGUACACAUGAGGCAGUUUAGAAAUGAUGGCAUUGUGCCCUUUGCUUUCCUCAAUAAAUAAAUAAGUUCAUGUACCCAUCUGAAAGAGAUUUUUAAACUUGUCUUCCAAUCUUUUUUGGUCUUCCAUGUGCAAUUUAUUUUGUCAGUGGCUUGUUGCUUUUGCCACAUUCAUUGCUGGCAUGUGGUCCCUGGCCAGAAAAGGCUAGCCAACCCCACUGUAGAAUUUACUGAUGGUAGAUAAUGGAUGAAACUGCUGUAUAUGUAAGUUGAUGCAGAGUUUUGGCUUCCAGUGGUCAACUUGCAUCGGAAUGUAGUGUGUACUUGCAUAUGUACAUACUAGUGUGUAUCAUGACCUUAGCCAAUGGUGGCGCAGAGGAAGAUUGACAGACAGCCGCUCUCCAGCAUUUCAGAGAGGAGUUUUUCACAAGCCUGCCUAAAGAUGUGUUUGUGCCAAUUAUCCUAUGCUCUGCAGUUACACGAGCCUUUGAUUUAACACUCAUAUUUUGUAGUGCAGCCUUGCCAAAAGCAACGUAAAGUCCUGUUCCUGAGAUUGUGCAUAGGAUGUUGACCAGCAAUACUACCAUUUUUAGUAGUAGUAGUAGUAGUUUUUUGCAAGAAAGGUUAUAUUUUGGCAUGUGUGUGGAGAAUCCUUCCUUGAUUUUGAAGUGUUUGUGUCAAAAUAGCACUGAGAAAGUUUUCAAAACUGUUGGUGUAUUUUUAUAGUUUCUGUGGAAUUUGAAACCUUAUAUAAAACAGGAUACACAGCAUUAAAAAAAAGAGAUCAAUGAUGGAUGCAACAAUGCAAAAUAAAUUUUCAUUUACAAGUGCUUGAAAUAUGGAUGGUUUUAAGACAAUAUUAAACACAAAAACAUGGAGAAGGCUAUCAGUGACAACUUACCUUGAGAGUUGUGUCCUGCCUCCACUGCUGGAAGCCAUAUGCUUCUGAAUGCCAGUUGCUGGAAGGUGCAAGAGAAGACAAUGCUGUUUCAAUGAGGUCUUUCUUGUGGGCUUCACAUAGGGAUCUGGUUGUCUGCCUUUUGUCUGAUCCAGCAGGAUCUCCUUAUAUAAUUCUCAGUUGACUGAAAAAGAAGAUAUUGCUGUAAUUGGGCGGCGGGGGGAGCGGCGGCGAGAGAGUUUAAGAUGAUGAUGCACUCCUGUAGCCUUUGGUACACAAACUCAGCAAGUGACAGCUGUUUUUAGCCAUUUUGGCUGAGAGCUAGCUCAUUGGGCAUGCACAUUCUCUUUCCUGGGUGCCUAUAUUCAUGCGCAUCUGUUGGGAUGGCAUAAUGCCUAGACUUGCAGUGAUAACUUAGUCACUCUGAUACACAAUUGCUAAGAAAAAAUGCGUUCAAAUGAUGUAGAGUCCGAACUAUUUCCAGGACUAUCUCACCUACAGGAGAGCCUUGGCGUAUGAGGUCAUCACUAUAUUUGAUGCAGUCUGUGUCACCUUGUAAUUGGUGUUUUUUUCCGAUUAAGCCAGUCUGUAUUUAAAAAGAAAAGACAACCAGCUAUUUCCAGAGGCUUCUCGUUGAUGGUUGGAGGCCAAAAUGAAUGUUAUGCUUGCCUGCGGAUGUAGCCCCUAUGGGCAAUAUGUGGGUCAAAGUGUAUUUCUCCAUUACAUGCCUGCCAUCUCAGGUGUACUGUAUGAAAAGUAAGCAUAAGGCUGAAUUGGAUAAGUAAGCAUACCUUCAAAAUAUUGAAACUGACAAAAGUACGUAUUGAUUUCCAGGAAGUGAAUGUUUAGUUAAUUUGACAUCAGAUUUUGCAAACCACGCACCAAAUUUUUAAGAUGUAGCUACAAUAUGGGGAAUAGAUUCCUGAGAAUCACCAUUAUGUAAUGAGGCACCAGAGCUGUAUAAUUAAAUUUGGUAUUGAGCUGUCAUAUGGCAUCUGACUAAUAAUUUAUCUAGCCUUAGUCUUGCCUAUUCUAUUCUAACUGGUAGCAGCUCUCUAAUGUCUUGGACCAAUGUGUUUCCCAGCCUUUGGGCCCAAGGCCUUUUGAGAUGCUGGGCAGUGGUGGACUUUGGGCUUCCAAAUUUCAGCAGUGUCCUGUGUGAUGCCAAUAUUUGGCACCCCUCCCCUGCCUCUCACCUUCUGUUGUUCGUCAUUGUUCUGGUGCCCCCUGUGACGCCUUCUUGGCUCUGCGUUCAGUGUGGGCGAACCAUUUGCGCUUCCCUAAAUCUGCCUCAGGGAUGCGGAUGGUGCUGUGGGUUAAACCACAGAGCCUAGGACUUGCUGAUCAGAAGGUUGGCGAUUCGAAUCCCCGUGAUGGGGUGAGCUCCCGUUGCUUGGUCCCUGCUCCUGCCAACCUAGCAGUGCGAAAGCACAAAGUGCAAGUAGAUAAAUAGGUACCACUCCGGUGGGAAGGUAAACGGUGUUUCCGUGCGCUGCUCUGGUUCAUAUGACCAGGAAGCUGUCUGCAGACAAACACCAGCUCCCUCGGCCAAUAAAGCGAGAUGAGCGCCACAACCCCAGAGUCGGUCACGACUGGACCUAAUGAUCAGGGGUCCCUUUACCUUUACAUCUGCCUCUGUGCUGGAAACCCAGUAUGGUGGUACCUCGGGUUACAGAUGCUUCAGGUUAGAUACUUCAGGUUACAGACUCCGCUAACCCAGAAAUAGUACCUCGGCUUAAGAACUUUGCUUCAGGAUGAGAACAGAAAUCGCACGGCGGCAGUGGGAGGCCCCAUUAGUUAAAGUGGUACCUCAGGUUAAGAACAGUUUCAGGUUAAGAACAGGCCUCCAGAACGAAUUAAGUUCUUAACCUGAGGUACCACUGUAUAUAUCCAUUCUGCCCCUGAGUUGUGUCCCCUGAAAAUGGGCAGCCACAUUACAUUUUUAGGGGAUUUUUCCAGCCUUGCCUGUGGAUUUGAAUAGAGUUUUGGUUUUGGUUUUAAAUCCAGAAAUUGUUUUCAGAGUCCCAUUAAACUGGGUGACUUUGGUCAACAACCAGCAUAUUUACAGGUUUCGAAGCUGGGUGUUUUGUUUUUCAAGAAAUGAUUUAUGUUGCAGCUUAAUAUCUGUUCUCAGAAUGCCUUUGUUCUUUUAUCCUGGCAAAAGAUCCCUCUUCAAACUCAAAAGCAUACAUCCUGUUAUCAGUUGUCUUCUAUACAUUGCACUCUCUGGGAUCAGUGUGAAAAUAACAUUUAGGUUAUGGUUUGAAUUAAUUUAUCUCUGAGCUCAUGGGAUAUUUCCAUUUAAUUUGUCUAUUUUGAAAUAUAUUUAGCUUCUGAAAUGAUAAAUACCUGAAAUGCUGAUUUACAAAAUAUUCGGAAAACUUGCACUGAUACUUAUUUUUGUUUCCCAGUGGUGAAGUAAGAUACAUGAUGGAGAGACACUUGAGUACAAUUUAAUGGGCCACUUUGCCUCACAAUUGAUUGACUUUAUGUAGGGUUUAGUUCCUACCGAUUAUCUUAAAUAUAAUGCAACAUUCACAUGUAUUCCACAGUUAGCCUAGUGAUGGAGCUUGGCCUAUUUGUGACCCUUUAAUGCAGUUGCACCUAGAUGCUCUGGGAACCAAUUCAAACGAGCAGACACAGCUGUGCUAGGAAGCAGUCCUAAGAAUGAGAAGACGGUUUUAGUUACGCUGGCGUAGUACCAGAUCCAAACUCUGACCAGGUGUGGGGCUACUGCUGGCUGGGCUUGACCAAAGCCUGGCAGAGGGAAAACAAGAGCUUGAGUUACAUCAUCCUUUUUGUCAGCUUAACUUAGUGUUCCCAAGUCAUGUGACCCUGCUGAAUGGGCUUAGGAUCCAGCCUAAGUCCCAUCCCUCUGGGUUUACACAGGCUGAAAUUCCACUGGGCUCAGCCAGCUGGGUAACUGCUGAGCUGGGAUGAAGGACUUAGCACAGUGUAUCUUUGGCUGAGCUGGAGUUGGGGACUUAUGCAGGCUUAGCCCAGCUGAGCCAAAAAACCCCCAGCUCAGCUGGAGAUCUGCUGAAUCCUAACCUGCACAUUGUAGCAGAUCUAGCCUUAGGGUUGUUCCCUUAGCGUACUACCUCAGAAUACAGAGGGGUUGCUGGUUUAAAAAUGCAUGCAUGUAAAAAUCAUCUUACUGAAAGGUCACAUGUCAAAGAGAAGUCUGUAGCCUCAACUAACUUUGUCCUGAUGUGUCUAAGCUUUCCAUGUACAGUGGUACCUCGGGUUAAGAACUUAAUUCGUUCUGGAGGUCUGUUCUUAACCUGAAACUGUUCUUAACCUGAAGCACCACUUUAGUUACGGUAAUGGGGCCUCCUGCUGCCGCUGCAUGAUUUCUGUUCUCAUCCUGAAGCAAAGUUCUUAACCCGAGAUAAUAUUUCUGGGUUAUCGGAGUCUGUAACCUGAAGCGUCUGUAACCUGAAGUGUAUGUAACCCGAGGUACCACUGUACAAGAGGUUUUUAUAUGUGGAUACUAUCAAGCAUGCAAUCUCCAGUGUAAAUUCUGUGUGCAGUUUGAAUUGGGUCAGUGACCUGUAUAAAUAAAAUUGGCACACCUGGAUACAUUGCUUGUGGAGUUUGAACCUUAGCUAGUGUGCCUGGUGGUUUGCAGCCUGUGCCACUAUUACAUUUGUGAAGAAAAUGUGAGAGAACCUUCAUUGGAUAUGGAUUUGGCAGGUUCUUUCCCUCUCUCUUCAGAAUACAUUUAAAGCAAAAAAGUGGUGUCCCUUGCUGGACAUCUGCAGAUUUGAAAAUUCUGCAGUGCAUUGUGGGGAGGGGGGUAACUUAUUUAUAGGCUGAUAUUUAAACAGGAAUGUAGUCGGAAAUCAUGGCAGGUGCAGCCCUACCCGUUUUGUGCAGGGCAACAAAAUAAUUCAGGGUGGCCUUUCUAGGUAGUGCAUGUGCAAAUAUUUUAAAUGAUAGCUGUACUGGAAAAUAAUUCUCUCAACAAUUACAUGGAUUUUUGCAGUCCUGCUGGUCUGGCAGACUUUUAAGAAGGUUUGUCAUUUUAGCACUAGUAGAGUUAAAAGAAAAAUGAAUGCCUUUUCCGUCUUAUCACUCUUACUUUCCUUGCCAUAUCAUUUGAAAGCAACAUGCAUUUUGUUCGCCUUAUCAGGGUAGAUGUUCCUGCCCAGAGAAUGCACAUUAGCUGCUUACUCACUGUGCAACCAACGGCCCUUCAGUGCAGUUGUUAAUUGUCCUGUUUCCUGUGAUAUUCAACUAAUGCAGACACUGUCUCCUCUAGAUCCAAUUUAGAUACGAUUUUGUGUUGUGUUUUUGUAUUCUCCAGUAAACAAUGAAAGUUCUGUUGCUGAAAGAGCCUAAAGAAAGUGAAAACGGACCAGAUCCAUAUAUAAAAGUAAGUAACCUUUCGAAAGAGAUUAAAUUUAGCUAUUUGUAUCUGAAUUGUCAUUCAACUUAACUCUGAGUUCUGCAUUUUAGGUUAAUGGACCUGUUCAGAUAGCCACAGACAACCACUGGUCCGCAGAUCAUAAAUAGGGUACAACUGCAUUGUCAUAAAAAGUAUAGCUAUUGCCAGGUUGGGCAGCAGGCCAGAUAGAUGUCCUCUCUUCCCGCUACGUCUCUGGAAAGAGUCGUUUGCAGUUUAAGCUGGAGGGGAAUGCUUAAAGUUAGUAACCCAGAAGGUUAAUAAUAUACCCUUCAAGUGUACUAUAUUCUCAGACUUCAUAUAUUCAAGCUUCUCUGCUACAGGGGAAAAAACUGGUCAAGUUUCUCUGCCUGGUAGCAAUUGUUUCCUGAAAACAGAUGAUGGACAGCAUUGUUUCAAACUGAUCUGUACAGCUUCGGUAGUUAGCAUAUAGUUUGGAUUCUAAGGAAGCAUAUGUUGGUGUAAAAUAUAGCUGUCUCCCAUAUACCCCCACAAUACCUUAAGAUGUGAAGUGGCCUCGCUAAAAAUGCCUGCAUCUUCUGAAGCAAGAUAGGGGUUCACAAGGAAAAACACAUUUCUGAUAGUUGAAUGUAAUGUUGAAUGUAUUGUUGAAGCUUACAGCUAUGUCAGGGAAGGGGAACGAAGGCAUGUGCAAGCUCAAGUCUUGCUGCAGCUGCUCCUCAUGAUUCUAAACCAUGGUUUAGCAUUAGGUGUAAACCAAGCCAACAGCUGUGCGGUUUAUUUAUUUAUUUGGGGUUUCAUUUCACUUGUAUGAAGAGUACAUUAAAAUACCACUUCUAGUCGCUAGGAAACAUGCAACAAUAAUCUGCUGUUUUAUCCAUGUUACACACAGACCGGUGCGUGAAGUACAUAAGGGAAUCAUGCAGAUAUGAAGUUCCAUAAUUAUUCUUAAAGUGGGCUGCAUGAUUGCAAGGACAGCAAAGCUAUUUAGUCUACAUAUAACCAAAUGUAGGCCUGUUUUGAAGGACAACUGCUUUACACCGUAGGGCAGCUGUUGCAUGUUCUCUAGCAUAAUUAAUUAUUAUUGUAAUUAUGAACAUAUUAUGCACGCAGGGGCAUUUUUUCACUAACUUAAGGCACUUGGUCCAAUGCAGCAGGCUUUUAAAUAAAAACGCAAGUUUGCUUUUUUACCUAAUCAUGAUUUCUUCCAAGUUAUGCUGUUACCACUAAACAACAGUACAAUCCUAUACAUGUCUACUCAGAAGUAAAUCUAAUUGUUUUCCGUGACAUUUACUCCCAGCCUAAGUUACCUAGCUGAUUUAAAUGUUAAGAAUAAUUUUAAUGUGUCAAUCCUUAUCUUAUCCCAAAAUUUUAUGUCCUUUCAUUCAUAGGAACUGGGUUUGCAUGGGCUUGAAGCAACUUUGAUCCCAGUUUUAGCAUUUGAAUUUACAUCUCUCCAAGCUUUCUCUGAAAGGGUAAGUCUUAACAUUCUCUUCCUGUUAAUAGCCUGUUCAGGGGGGAAAAAAAAGCAUCUAAUUUUUAAAAACCCAUUUGUUGGAUUAGGAAUGUAGGUUGCCAUGGUAUAUAGCAUUAUGUUGACUAGAAGGGGUCUCUGCCCUAUUUGAACCUCAGUUGCUUUUGGCCAUAGGGGCAUCUGGUAUCAGCGGAGAGACCAGUCCGUGGUGGAGGAAAGGAUAAACCUUACUAUUUGGCUUGACCUCCAUGAGAAUUGAUACUCCUGCAAAGAUGAUAAAAUACAACUAUCUAACAAUGGUGAAAAAAUGUGUUCACAUGCAAAUACUGCAUGCAUACUGAAUUUAUCUAAAGUCCUUGCCAUUCAUGUUUUGUUUUGCUUGGGGAAGUUUGGCAAGAAAUGAUAUAUUCUUUGAAUAUGAUUUUUGUUUACCAGUUUGGGGGUUUUAGAUGUGACGCUCAGUUAACACAUGCAUUUUGGAACUGUAAGAGCCCUAUUUCUUUUACCAUUUUAUACUCCAUUCCAAAGAAUAUUUAAUUGGAAGUUGGUCCCAUUCAUUGCCCCAAGGGUUGCUUUCUACUUACAUAUGUUUAAAGCUGCAUCCUAAAUCUCAAAGGUGAAUUUAGUGCCCUGACAACCUGGAUUAAAAUAUAUGAGAAUUUUUUUAAAAAAAAUUCCUGCUUUUUUAGGUAUCUAAGUGACUUAAAUGAAUAUUUUUUUCAGUAUGUUUAUGAGCUUGUGAACUGAAUGGUCUUAUAGGGCCUGUCAGUCACUGAAACAGAGCUUUAAAUACUAAGUAGUGUGAUGACAAAAUUGCAAUGAGUUGAGCUGUGGAUGAUCCUGCUUUGAUGCUACCAUUUUGACAAGGACACUUGUUUCUGCCACAGGAUUAAAGGAAAAAAAUUUUUUUUUAAUUACUUGUUUAUAAAUUUGAGUAAUUAAACCUCAUUACUAGCUGAGCACGUGCUUCUGAAGCUAAGGAAAGAGCUGCUAACCUCCAUUUAAAUAGGGGAACAGAAGCCAGUGUGCCUUUCCUAGCACACUGGAAAUGCAUGAAAUGCAUUUUAUUUUCUUGGAGGUUACUCUGGGGCAGGUUUCUUUCGUUUCGCAUAUCUCUUGCCAAACCCUUCAGCUGCAAAAGCAAAGCUACUGGGAUGUAGAAAAAAUACCAAUCAGUAAGUGAGCCAGCUUUGAGUCUGAUUAUGCCCACAGCUAGGAUUAUGAGCCACAGUUGAUCACAGGUAUAGUUCCCUUGAGCUAGUGUCCGGAUGGUGCUAUUUCUGUAAUUACACUUGCAUUAUAUAAAUAGUACUCUAAAGGGAUGCUUAAAAGAAACAUAAAUCUUGAGAUUUCUCUCUCACUCUCUGUAUACAUAUAUACACACACACACACACACACACAAGCAUGCAAACAAAUAUGCUUGAUAAUGGGAUUUGGAAUUGUAGAUGCUUGCUGAAGGCUUAGACUAUAAAGCCAUAUCAGUAUCUAAACUAUGUAACUGAAUUAUAUAUAAAUGGUAUUUUUAAGCUUAAGUAAUAUUUCUGUUUCAGACUAAGCCUUUUCACAUUUCCAAGACAGUGAGCCAUAGUCCAGAGUCUUGAAUGUCCUUGGAGUUUGCUUUGCUGGCUAUGGCCAGUGAAGUUCUGAGAGUGCACAGAGCUCCUUUCCUUUCUAUAGGUUACAAUAGGAAAGCCCUAGUUACAUGUUUAGGGCUAUUUUUUUGGAUCACCGUAAUUGACUUGGACACAUAAUUACAUUGAGGGUUUAUAUAAGGUGUAGCCAGUUUAGUGACCUCUAGAUGUUGCUGGGCUACAGCUUCCAUAAUCCCUGAUCAUUGGCCAUGAGGGCUGGGCUUGAUGGAAGUUGGAAUCCAGCAACACCUGCAGGGCACCAUGUUGGUGAUCCUUGAUUUACAUAUUCUGGCUGAGUAUCGCUAUGGCAUCCUUUAAGCUUUGUAGGGGAAACCAAGACCCCUGGGAAGCUGGUGGAAGCUUCACCAGAACUCCAUUUGCUACAGCAUACCGUGGAUGUUUUAUGGGGUCAGUUUUCAUCUGGUAAAAUGUGCCCUUGCUUGUGUACAAAGGCUAAGGCUAGAACCUAGUUUUUGUAUUGAUCUGCGGGUGCUGAGAUCCAUUCUUCUAACCUUGUAAGCUGUUGCUUCAGUUCAGCAGAGCAGAGCAUCAGAUUUUUAGUGGUAGUUUGUUGUUCUACACCUCACUGAUUCUGCCGAGAGAAAGUUGAACAGUUAUUAUGAUGUUCCACAAUAAUUUUUCCUGCCCCAUUAGUUGUGGGGAAAGCAAUGAGUCUAUUAUUGUCGACAAGGAUUCUCAAAAUUUAGAGUUCUUGAGGCUGCCCAACUUAAACACACAUGAUUUCCUCCUUAUGAAAGAAUAUGUCUAGGCAGGCAUACAGACAGUGAUAUCAAAAAUUCACUUGUCAGUUAUUCAAGGUACAGUUCCCUUUAGGCAAUGAAUCACACAAUAACAUCUAUUGCUAUCCUAGGGUAACUUUACAGUAGGCUGUGGACACUCAGUGACAACUCCAGAGUCUUGGAUUCUGAAGUCCCAUCAAGCAAUUGUUUUCUUACUGACCUGAAGUCAGCUGUAGGUCAUGCCACCAACACGUCAAAGUUAUAUUGUAAAAUGAUAGGCUGCUGUUGAACUCAGACCAUAGAAAACACAAACAAACAAACAAAAAGACUUGACAGUAUUGUCAAUGCAUGACUUAGUAAUUUGGUGAAAAUACUACUAAGGACACCUGCUGCUUUAAAAAGCAGCAGAUGGAAGACUUUUUAUUGUGUUUGAUUUCUCAUCGUUAACUUACACUUAUUUUUCUCAAUUUUUGUUGAUGAAUAGGUUUUUCACCCUCAACAGUAUUCUGGACUAAUUUUUACCAGCCCAAGAGCUGUAGAAGCCUUCAGAUUAUGUCUGGAUGAUAAUGCUAAAAAAAACGGUAAGUGGGAAUUUAGACAAUACCAUUAAAUAUGGUGAAUUACUGUUUUCUCUUGAGAUACAGUCAUUCCUCGGGUUAAAGUAGCUUCGGGUUGAGCGUUUUCGGGUUGCACUCUGCGGCGACCCGGAAGUAAUGGAAUGCGUUACUUCUGGGUUUCGCGCAUGCGCAGAUGCUAAAAAUGAUGUCACGCACAUGCGCAGCUGCGGCAAAUCGCGACCUGCACAGACUUCAGGAUGCGAACGGGGCUCCGGAACCACUGUAUAUGCCUUAAAAUGCAUCCCCGCCCCCAAAAUAAGCCCUUGAGUGUAUAAACAGUUGAAGGGCUAUUAGAAUUCUCCAUCAUUCUUUUUUUGGGGGGGGAGGAAGUGUUUACCAUCCUACAGCAGAAUCCUAACCAUGUCUUUUCAAAAGGAAGACUUAUGGAAUUCAGUGGGACUUGCCCCAGUUAGUGGAGUUAGGAUUGCAAUCCUAGUGAGUCACUGGAUCAGAUAUUUUCAGAAGUUUUCUACCACAUCCUUUUGUACUGGGAUAUGCAGUUACCUAUGAGUGGUGGUAUGAAUUCAAUGCAUUGCUUAGGAACUUAUUACAUGCCCUAGCUUCCUUUUCUUUUGAGUAGUGCUGUGUUAAUGUCAGUAUUUUGAUGCCAGCAGCGUCAUGUGGACGCUGUGAAAAAACUGAGUCCAUGAGCAGCACCCAUCCCACAAUGAACACCCAUCUGGAAGCACUCUAAAUAUAUGGAUUAAGAAAGCAGCUUCAGACAAGAAACUGAAAGAAGCAUCUAUCCAUCCAAAUUUUCGAAGCAUAUUGGAGUACUGAGCAAAAACACAUUUUUGUUUGCUUUGCAUAGUCACUGACAUUUAUACUGUAGUAAUAGUUAUUCAUAUUUUGCUGAGCUCACAUAUUUUUCAAAUAAACAUUCUUUGGUGGGGCAUGUCCAAAUCAGCAUUUUAGUAUUUAUACUGUAUUGCAAAAUGCUUACACAUAAUUUUAACGUUUCACAGUUUGGAAAAAUUCUCUGAGAGAAAAGUGGAAUACCAAAUCCAUUUAUGUGGUGGGAAAAGCUACAGCUGAACUAGGUAAGCCACAUUUUAAAAAGGCCUAUAAAAAUAUUAAUAAAAAGCUAUACACCAUACUUUGCAAAAGAUACUGAUGCUUAUUUCUAGUUCCCUACUAUUUACUCCUUAAUGGUCAAAAUAUUUGUCAGCCAGCAAAAAUCUUAGAAGUGGCUUGUAUGCCAUCUGACCAGGAAAUGAAAAUGGAUUGAAUCUAAACUCAUGCCAAGAUGCUGAGCCAUAAGCAGCCUAGGUUGUUGUCAAGGCAGGAAGCACAGGUUUCCGGGAUUGGAGCCAGGGAGCAAGCAAUCAUAUGAGCAAGAGCAGCUAUAGAAGGCCCACCUGACAAGGUCCUUUAAACCAGUGGCUGGUGUGAAUAAGUCUGGGAGGACAUCAUACCCUUGGGAGCUCUUUUGGACUUACUGCUGUAAGGGGCAGUACAGUGGUGCCUCGCAAGACGAAAUUAAUUCGUUCCGCGAGUUUUGUCGUCUUGCGAUUUUUGUUGUCUUGCGAAGCACGGUGUCGGGAAAGUUUUGGAAAAGCUUCAAAAAUCACCAAAGUCUUUAAAAACCUCAACAAAGGCUACCACACCGCGUUCUAUGAGUUGCUCCUCAAAGUCAAGUCGCAACUGUAUUAACGGUGUUAAGAAAAAGGAAACAAACUUGCAAGACGUUUCCGUCUUGCGAAGCAAGCCCAUAGGGAAAAUCGUCUUGCGAAGCAGCUCAAAAAACAAAAAACCCUUUCGUCUAGCGAGUUUUUUGUCUUGCGAGGCAUUCGUCUUGCGAGGUACCACUGUAGAUCCAUUGGUUCUAGCCAAUGGAAACUGAACUUACAGACUGAACUUCACCAUCUUGUGAAAAUAUAUUGGAUCACUUCUGAUUAGGUUCGCUUGAGAAUGGGACGGUGCCUGGCACAUGGCUGUUUGGGUGUAAGCCCCAUAGGGCUUACUCCCAGUUAGGUGUAUCUUGGAUCCCAGCCUUGGGUGCUGGAAGAAACUGGCCUCUUUGUCUCAGGAUUAAUGCCCUUCUCAGAGUAGGCAGAAUGUCAUCUUCUUUAAAAGAAACAGAUGUUUUCUUUUUUUUAAAAAAAAAAAUCUCCCCGACCCAGAAUAUUUUUUAAAAUUAUUGUUCACUUUCAAAUUUUCCAUUCUUUGAGAAGGUAACUGAGCACACUCUUAAGUGAAGAGAGUUUCCAUGGCCUUUUUGAGUCCUGCUGGGACAGUCUGACUCGAGCAUAAAAUAGAUAUUGCCCUGGUUUUGCUGGUCAGUCUAGGGACCUCCAGGGAAAGUACAGCCCCAUUGGUUCUUCUGGACAUUUUAUCUGCUUUUGAUUUCACUUAAUAUCUGUGUGAAACCUCCAGGAUGGACCACCUGAGAAUUUAGUGUGGUGUUACCAAGCACUGGUGGCACUCAGCUCAUUCUCUUUUAUAAAAGUCCAUCAGUUUUGCAUAAUUCCAGGUUUAGCAGUGCAGGUCAGGAGGUGGAAACGGAGAAUAUAUAUGCUGUGCUGUGCUAUGACUCAUGGCUGUAGUGUGGUUUGAAUAAGACUGUUUUGGAAACUGCGGCUCCUGCAAAAUGCUGCAGUGCACCUUGUUUCUGCUGUGAGAUUGAGAGAGCUUGUUAUUCCAAUACUCAAUUGAUUGCAUGAGCUGCAAGUAUGCUUCCUGGCACAGCACAGGGUCCUGGGUUUUUACAUUUAAAUCCUUCCACUCUGAACCUAGGUUUCCAGACAGAUCCCUCUCCUAAUUCUACCACAAACUCCUACUUUCUCUUUACACACACAAAAUACUUGUGUCCUUCUUACUACAAUGAGAGAGAGGAGGAUUCAAGGGCAAACUGUCAUUUAUCACAUUUAUAGCUUGCCCUUUAUGGCAGUUUGAACCUGUUUCUCUAAUUCCAGUCCUACAUCACACUAGCAAACAUUCAUCUUUAACAGGCAAUUUUUAGAGAUGGGCAGAGGAACCCCUACCCAUGUAGGAGCAUCUUGAAUAGAAGUGGAAGCAAAGCACUGCUGCUAUACAUGCUGUUCAUGUUGCAUUGCUUCAGCUGCUGUGGAUCAAAAAAGUAUUUGGUGCACUCCUUGGGGCAGUGUUCCAGUUAUCAGAAUCUGGGCUACAAAGACGAAUCCUGUUUUGUUACGUGGCUGUACUGUUGCAUUGUUUUCCAUCCCGUCGAUCACGUCGUUGGAUAGCAAAUUAUAAUUCUCUCUUGUAUGUAUCUCUAUAAAGCGCAUUUUAAACAUUGAUUUAUGAUAAUGUUACAAAGUAUUUUUUAAAAUACGAAUAUCCUCACUGACUCAGUAGAACUUUAAACUCAUUCUAAGGAAUCAUUUUUCUCUCUUUCUUUCAGUGGCUGAAAUAGGUCUCACAUCACAAGGAGAGAGCUCUGGGAAUGCUGAAAAACUAGCUGAAUACAUUUGUUCUCGUAAGCAGAAUAACAUUUUUCAAUGAUUGGGUUAUUGUUUUAUCAUUUUCUAUGGUCAUACACAUUUUCUUUAAAAAAAGGGGGGGUGUUAUGCUUUAUACAGAAUGCAUAUUUUUCUAUCCUGGUUGAUAAUGAAAAGUCCAGAAUCCUGUAGGACCUGUAUGAAAAUAGUUGCAUUGUCUUCAGAGCUGACUUUGGCUGAGUUGCUUGGGCAAAUAUAUCAACUGGCUCCUUAAUUAAAUAGGUAGUGUUAGUCUUUUUCCUCGAGACAGAUCUUAAAGUCUUUUAGAAUUUAAUGUCUCUGCAUAAUUUGUUAUAGAAGAAGGAGAUACUGCCGGGGCUGGUGCCUCUUACGUAGGCCAGAGCUAUCAGGCUGUUAUUCUUUUUCUUCUUCUUUUUUGUAAACACAAGUUUAAAAAGAUUAGCAUUACUUUUCAGAUAUCACAUUGGCAUUUCAAUUAACCGACACAAGCCUUGGUAGGAUUGAUAUUAACAUAUUUUGCUUUUAUCUCUCAAAAUAACGCUCUGUAUUCUGUCUCAAGUCCUUUGUUGCUUCCUGUAAUUUAUUACUAACAUAUCUGUGGUGCCUAAUAAAACUUCAGUUUGCAAUUAGGUUAUUCUGAUAAAUCUGUGCAGACUCCUAAUAAGGUCCCUCAGCUUGAUUUUACUGGAAUGAGCCUGUUUUCUUCACCCUGGAGAAAACUCAGGAGCUUAAGACUAAGAGGCAAGAAUGUACUUGUAGCAUUUAAAAUAAACACCCCAAACCAUGUUUUCUUUUAUCUGGUUUAAAAACAAUUUGGAAAAAAGCAAAUCCUCUGCAAAUACUAGGACCAGAGAAUUUUAAAUUGUUUUACCCCUCCACUUUCUCCAGUCCAGAUCACCUAAUUUCAUGGGCAAACCUUCCAGGCAUUCCUAGCUUGGCUCAGAAGAGCAACACAUGUUUUCUUAAUAUGUGUAUGCACCGAUCCUGAAUGUGCAAGCAUGCAACAGAAAUAUAUACAUAAAUCUAUAUUAUCUAUCUAGUGCUGGGGGGUGAGGGCACAAAAGUGCCUUUAAGAAGAAUGAGUAGAAUAGAGAUGAGGUUUCAGUAGGAGCCAUGUGAUUUCUCCCUGGCGUUUCCUAAAUCAGUUCUGAAGAAGCAAGCUGUACACAUUAGGCAAAGGACCACACCCUUCUUCUGCUCCAGGAUAAUCUCUCUGCUUGUGGUUGGGUAAUGGAGUGUGAACCAUGAGCCUCUUGAAAACACCAGAUCAUUAUAAGAAUACAGUCAGCUUGAAUGAUUGAAAACCAGAAGUGAGUGUUCCUUCAGUUGGAAGCUGAAUGCCUGAUGGUGCUUCCGUGGCUUCCGAUUGGCUGCAGGAGCUUCUUGCAGCCAAACAGAAGCCACAUUUUGGAAGUCAAAUGUUUCGGAAGUCAAACGGAUUUCCAGAACGGAUUCUGUUCGAUGUCCGAGGUACGACUGUAUCAGAGCCCUGCUGCAUGUAGUCUAGAAUUGAAUUUCCAACAGUGGCCAUACAGAUUCUUCUGGGAAACAGGAUAUGAGGGCAACAGCCCUCUUCUCUUUGUCCCCAGCAUCUGAUAUUCAGAGGUAUAGUUUUUGUGGCCAACUGAUAGACUUCCUUUCCAUGAAUGUGUCUUAAUCCAUUUCUAGAACCAGCUAAGCUAAUGACUACCAGCACAUCUUGCAACAGUGAAUUCCAUAAAUUGAUUUACAAAAACAUAUUAGUUAUGUUGUAUGAAUGUAUGCAAGGAUGACUGUUCUCCAAUAAGAAGGUCUGUCUGAGGACAUUUGUGUGAUGGUUCCCCUAAGAGAACUUGUAGGGGUUCAAAAAAGUGAAUGUCCAUUUUAAAGACCAGAAAAUGGGUGUGUUAUAUAUCCCCAAUAAGACAACUUGUAUCUGGAACAUCUUUUCAAACCACCCUGUUCCUUCUUGUGACAGCCUUGACCUUUCCUUUGUGUGGAAUGUCAGACAGCAAAUUUAUUCAGCUGAAAUGAGUCUUUAAAUAGCUAAACAAGUAUGAGGAAUGCCAAGUGACUGAAGGGGAGGGAGAAAACUUAUUAAGAUGAUUGGAAGCAUUGUGCUUGGUAGCUCUCUGUUGAAUAGCAAAGAAAUGGAGCAUAGCAAGGCAAUUUAUCUUUUUGCCAGAACUCUUUAGCCAAAAUAUCCAUGUCUUGGCAAUGGAAACCUGUUUUUUUUAAAUAAAAAAACAUGCUAAAGAGCUUCUGCUAUAUGUGAAACACCUAUGUGCCUUGAACUUUAUUUUCAGUAGUCUUAAGGGUGCAAGUAACACAUAUCAUACUUUUCACUGUGUGUUUGUAGUGUGAUGGUUUAAAAGUGUUAUUUGGGGACUUUGUGCUUAAAAUGACCUCAUGAAUUAAAUAUAUUUUUAUUUUAUUUUUUCUAACAGGGGAGUCACCCAAUUCAUUGCCUCUGUUUUUUCCUUGCGGGGCUCUCAAAAGGGAAACACUUCCAACAAUGCUCAGUGGGAAAGGUUUGAUUUAAAUCGUUUAAAGUAUUUUUGAAGUUUGGUCCUUCAAUUUGAGAAACACAGAGUGCAUGAGAGACAGUGCCAAUUAUCAGACCAAUAACCGGCUUUGCAUACUUGUGGGCUCCAUCAAACAUUGCCAUCUCAGUGGUGCUACUGGGCAGUUUAUGUUGAUGCUCUUUCUGUGACAACCUGGAUCAGUCCAAGGGGCAAGUUCAUCCUAAUGCAGCCUGCAAAGUUUCAGUGUGUGCCCAAUGUUUGCCUUUGUUGAAAUCAGAAGAGUGGUGCGUAAGUGAACCUAUACAUCAUCCCCAUAUACAAUAAGUCAUCCUCACCCAUUUCUGUGGCAAGCACAACAAGGCAGGUCACUGCCAUUUAAAUAAUCAAUUAAGAUGGUUCCUGGGGUUGGUGAUGAUGACUCAGCAUGCUAUUUUGGCAUAGCAUAUUCAGUUACAGUGCCUGCAUUUUUUAGCCCUUGAAAAAUAUUCAGGUAGAAGAAGAGGAGGAGUUUGGAUUUGAUAUCCCGCUUUAUCACUACCCUAAGGAGUCUCAAAGCGGCUAACAAUCUCCUUUUCCUUCCUCCCCCACAACAAACACUCUGUGAGGUGAGUGAGGCUGAGAGACUUCAGAGAAGUGUGACUAGCCCAAGGUGACCCAGCAGCUGCAUGUGGAGGAGUGGGGAAGUGAACCCGGUUCACCAGAUUACAAGUCUACCGCUCUUAACCCCUACACCACACUGGUACAUAGUGUUGUCUGGGAUUUUUGUUCAGUUUAUCUCAUAUGCUUUGGUUAGCAAGUCUUUCCAUGUUUAUUGUAAAUGACAAUAAACCCUUAAAAUAUUUUUCCCCCAAAUAAUUUUGUUUUCAAAACAAAGAGGUGGUUGUUUAUUUUAGAUUUGGGGCAGCAUCUGCUAGAUACCCAUCCAUGUUAGUAUUAAUGCUCAGGAUGACAUCAGUUUAAAUGUUUGUGUUUUGAUUUAACUGAAACCGAUAAGCUUAAUCAGUAAUAUAUUUCACUGUUUUGUUGCAGGCAUUGCACUAGAGGGCCUUACUGUUUACCAAACUACUCAACAUCUUAAUCUUCAAGACUCCUUGAGGAAUUAUUUCUCACAACAGGUAUCUCACUUCCCAAGUGAGCAUUUAUCUACAUUAUGAUUAUUUUUAUUACGUUCUCUUGGUUGUCUGUCAAGUUACUAUUGCCAAGGACAACCAGCAAGCUGCUUAAGCAAUUUCUCCACCCCCCUCCCCUAGCUGUGGAGGCAGAAUUCCUCUGGCUGUGCUUUUAGUCAUCUUAGAUAUAAUGCAUUUGUUUGAUAAAAAUGGAAGUGGUCCCCAGACAUUUUUGUGAUACGAAACACAAUAGCUCUUAAACCUAUUGAUGGUUUUAUGUUAUAUAAUCCUUGAACAUUUCUUACCACACUAAUGGUAUAGACAUAUAUCUUUUUUCCUCCUGCAAUUGAGAUGUUCAACCUAUUUUAGAUGCUCUCACAGAAAGAAAUCAAAUAAUCUUACCUUCCAGGUAACUUGUGUGUUUUGUUCCCAGCUUCAUGGGGUUUUUUUGAGGGGUUAUGGCAGCGAUCUAGAAUUAGAAGGGUCCCACUAAAGUAAAUGGGGCUGCUGCCAAUUAGGUGGACUUGAGGUUAUAUCUUAUUGUCGUCUUCUUGUACUUCCUAAAACCUUUUUUUUUGUAGAAAAAUCUUUUUUUCCCCUUUCUGCAGUAAAGAAUUUAUUGUUCUAAGGGAAUUCACACUGUUGAAUGUAAAGGGUUAACACAGGUUGUUCAUUUGCACCAUCUCCGCCCGUGCCCCUCAGUGGGAAUUAGGAAUUUUGUAGGGAUGCUGUUUUUUUCCAUGCUGAAUACUUUUAGGAGAGAUCUUACUCUAAUGCCAUUGUUGAGAUUAGUUCUCUAGCUCACGUAUAUUUUUUUAUGCCACAGCAGGCUGUCUUCCACACAACUGAAUGCUUGACUCUGCAUGGUCAUUUGUGGAGCAUAUAGUUGGUGUUGGAUCAGUAGCCCAGAGUAAGUUUAGAAGGGAGCCCUUGAAGGAUUUUUGUUUGAUUAAAAGUGCAUUAGAAAGGAGAGGUUAUAUUGGCUGUGGGAUCUUGACUGUAGAACCCAAGCUACGCAGUUGCCUAUUACAAUUAGAAAUGUGAGGUUCAUUUACAAAACUUUAAGUAACUAUGUUACUAUGAGGAAUUGUUUGUAGACAGGAAUAAAAAGGACUUCUUUCAGGAAACAUUAGCCUGGUCUUCUAGUGACCUCCUCCCAAUCAAACUGGAAAAAUCAAACUUCAUGCAUUCUUGGGCAAAACAGCAAAUGAAAUGUGAUGUUGUGUUGCUAUAUGUACAUGUGGUACGAGCCCCCCGCUAGCUGUAAUAUCCACUGCAGCAACUUCAGAACCGACUUUUAAGCUGCAAAGUGGCCAUGGUGAAUACAAAACAAAAAAACAACCCUGGUUGAACAUACAUAAAGAGAUUCAACCAGGAAGAAAUAUCAGCUCUCCUUCUCUUUUAAAUAUUUUUCCACAGGGUAUUCCUGCAAGUAUCACGUUUUUCAGUCCAUCUGGCGUCAAAUAUUGUAUGAAGCAGAUUCAGGAAUUGGCUGGUGAUCUCUUUCCCCAAAUUAAGGUACAAAUCUGUUGGAGAGGUAAUAUUGCAUUUGGUUCAAACAGAAUUCUGAUUCAAGGGUCUUGGAUUCCUGAUUAUCAUUUUGCUUUAAGCUUUUCUGUCUCUUAACUUUGUGCUGUGGGUGGCAACUGUUCGCUGUCAAUUGCCUUAAUAUCCUUUGUAGAAAGACACUUUAUGAAUUGGGGGACAUGUUUUUCCCAUAGUGUCGAGGGAUACAGAACUUAUUUACUGACUCAGAAUCACAUUAAUCUAUGGAUGUUUCAGUGUGUUAGCAACCAAACAGUAAUGAGAGUUUGAUAUACAACCAUUAUGGAAUAACUGCAGGGAAAAGAAGCAGCAAAGGCAUGCACGCCAUUGGAAGCCAACACCAUUUCACUUGAUUUAUUUCUUCACUUCACUGUUUGCAGAAUAUGAAUUAUCAACCACUUGUGACAUUGAGUGCAUAUUCACAUGUGUUUAUAUUUUACCACCCGGGUGGGGGUGGAGAUUUGUAUUGAGGCCACAACACAAGGAGGGAGGGAGAUCAUAUUUUCCACCCAUGUUGCAGUUCUGAUGAAAGUCACCAUCCUGAAAACUCUAUUGGCAUCAAUAGCUGCUUUCACCCUGGGAUAAAUAGUGGGGGCAGGGUGCAAAGAGUUGCCCAGCUGCACCACAAUCCCAAUCUAGUAAUGGUUUACACUUUGAGCAGGACAAACCAUGAUAUCUGGUCUGGAUGUAAUGCUAAACCAAGUGGGUCCAACAAGGAGGAGCAAAACAGGAGAGACCAGCAUGUUCACACUAAACCAUUAAAGAUGGGUAGUAUGACGUGUGAGCAAAGCCAUUCUAUAGUUUGAGCAUGAACACAGCAUAUAUUAAGAUGGGGCUUAAUUUCCUGCCCUACUUGAAUUUUGAAUUAGUAGUGCGAACUUGCUUGGUAUGUAAUUUCAAGGCUGGCUAUUGGUACCAGACGUAAGUUAAAGAGGGUACGUUGACAUUUAUUAGUCCAAACUUCAUUGGUAUGAGAAAAUAAGUUCAAUAGAUCUUUAUUGCAACUUGAAGACCAAUGAAAAGGGAUGCAUUUUAGCCCUUGAUCCAAAACCACAUACAUACAUGAGUUUGGAAUACAUUUCUGAAAGGCUAGGGUGUUGAUCUACAUGGGGAAAUGUUAUCAGGCAGCUGGCUGACAUAGCAAGAGCUGAAGUCAAUACUGUAUCGGUCUCUACUGUGUUAACACGAGUGUCAUUUCAGUUUGCUGCUAUAGGUCCAACAACAGCUGAAGCUAUAACUGCUCAAGGCGUCUCAGUGAGCUGCAUUGCCAGUAGCCCAACUCCAGAGGAUCUCACUGCUUGCAUUAAAAGGAGUCUCCAGUUGUAGAACUGAUGGAUUUUAAGGCUGUGUGCAUUGGAUAUUACGCUAUUUCGCAGAAAUGACAUCUCUAAAAUGAAAACUUAUUGUCAGUGGGUGUAACAUUCAUUGGGAUUAGUAGUCAUAUUCAGCUCUGGCAUGUAAGACACUUAAUGCAUGCCUUUAUACUGUAUUAACAGUGGUGCUAAAUACAAAUUAAAAUGGACAGUAAUAGUAGCCGUCUAGCACAGUUAACAGCUUGUCUAAUCUUACCCUGAUAAAUGUGAGCUUUUUUUUUUUAAGUUUUAGAAAUAGUAAUAAUGAAGCAUUAGGUGUUCUGUUGCCUUCUAAUUAAGUCUCACAUUUAAUGUAAGCAAUGUUGCUAUAAUCCAGAUGCAAUUUUCAUUGCACCUAAGUUCCCUUCAGAAAUCCAGGGUAGAUUUCAAUGUCGGGUUAUGGUCAGUGCAAGCAUUGCAACCUGCCAGACAGACUAAUCCCCUAUGUGCUGUUCUGGGAAUUCUUCUGACGCCCCUGAGCCAAUUUCAGAUGGGAAGCAGAGGGAAGAGAAAAGAGAAAGCUCAAUUGCAUGAGUGAAAACCCUCGUGCUGAUUGGACACUUUACAUGAAAUCUGCCCAUUGACUAAAAGCAGACUUCCAGAGACACUCCACCAUACACUUGGGGUGGGAUAUUGGUUGCCUCCUAUGUACUUUACACCUUAUGCAGAUUUUCGUAAUUGUACGUUCUCUGCUACUGUGAAUAAUAGCAUAUAAAUGGGAUAUUUGAUCAUAGGCUGUGAAUAUGUUCAUUUCAAAUUAGUCGCUUCUGACAAGUGUUCUGUAUAUCAAGUAUCUCAGUUUAUACAAGCACAUUGUGUGCUCCUGUUUAAAUCAUGUUUUGCAUCAUCAUUGGAAAGAGGGAAAGAAUGAUUUCCAAGUCACAAUUCCAAUAAACAAGUUACAAAAUAUUCU
This is a messenger RNA of Podarcis lilfordi (Lilford's wall lizard), 21643 nucleotides long. The record is from the annotation of a GenBank genome assembly. NCBI's taxonomy places the organism in Eukaryota, Metazoa, Chordata, Lepidosauria, Squamata, Lacertidae.